AUGGCCGAAGCAACUCUCAGUUAUCAAACAAUCAAGACCACACAUGCUGCUCGUGAAGCAGAUGAUCAACGUAUUGAAGCUCGGAAAAGAAAUCUCGUUGUUCUGAUAUUGCAAUGGCUCACAGAAGAAGGGUAUGUAGAAGCAGCACGUCAAUUAGAACACGAAACUAAUUUAGAUUUAUGUAUAAUUAUACUAAAAAUUAUAUCUAAUUUUCAUAGUGCACCGUCAUCAUCUCGUCGCAGUAAUGUACCGCAGUUGCCUCGCGUGCCAAACGCUGCUCCUAUGGUUACAACAACUGAAACAACAAAUGGUAACGUUAAUAACCGACCACCAUCAGCUGGUGAUAUUUUACGACGAAGCACGCUUGUAUCUAGAAAGCUAAAUAGAUCUAAUUCAGAAAAGACAAUUGGUCAUCCUCCGCCACCAUCUUCAACAGCAAAUGGGGCCACCUCAAAUGUUCCUACAUCUAGUCAAACAACAACAUCAACGCAACAUACGAACAAUAAUAAUAAUAAUAAUACUAAUACCUCAUUAGAAGACAUGAGUUUAUCGUUCAUGAAAGUUUCAUCAGUGAAACCAUCCAGUGACACUACUAACGCAGGAGCUCAACAACAACAAAACUCAACGAAGAAAAAGUUUGGAACAGUUAUAGAUUAUCGUACUAUUAUUAAUGAUACAAUGCGAGUGAAUGUCGAAGAUAAUGUCGAUCCAGCCGAACGGUUGUUGAAGCCAUUGGGUGGCUACAUUGGUUAUAAUAGUGAAUGGAGAGAACUGGCUCAAGUUAUUAGCAGGGUAUGUUAUGUGUUUAUGACAGUGACUAGAAUUACCUAA
Messenger RNA from Didymodactylos carnosus, 831 nucleotides. Lineage: Eukaryota; Metazoa; Rotifera; Eurotatoria; Philodinida; Philodinidae. The record is from the annotation of a GenBank genome assembly.